UUGUUUGCUUUCCCCUUGGAAUAGAUCAUCUGCACUAUCUUCUGUGUUUCCUUUCUUGCUGACAGCAUUGUCUAUGAAACAUGGCAGCAAGUGAAGGAGCAGAGACUGAAAAGGUUUCUGAGGCGCAAAAUAGCGUGGUCCGGAACGACGGGUAUGAAAAGAAAUGUAUCUUUUGUAAGAUUGUAAACAAAGAGAUGGACACCGAACUCUUGCAUUGCGACGAAGAAAUCUCCUGUUUCAGAGACAUUAAACCCGGGGCUCCGCAUCACUACCUGGUGGUGCCCACGAGGCACGUGGGAAACUGCAAAUCACUUACAAAGGAGCAUGUACCCUUAGUGGAGAAAAUGGUGGAGGUUGGGAAGACUAUGCUGCAGAAGAACAACAUUACAGAUCUUGAUGAUGUCAGGUUUGGAUUCCACUGGCCUCCGUUCUGUUCUGUUACUCAUCUGCACCUGCAUGUGCUAGCACCCGCCAGUCAGAUGGGCCUCAUGUCCCGCCUCUUCUACAGAUUAAACUCAUAUUGGUUCAUCACGGCUGACCAGCUAAUUCAGCGACUGAACUCUUCAAGUGAGACCAGCUGAGCCAAGACCCGGCUUGCUGAGAUGGAACCAAUAAGGUCACCCAGAACUGUGUGUCAAGGAUGGGACUACUGUUGGCACCAAAUCAGUGUGCACGGGGCCUGCAUAAGAGAGAAACUGCUAACCCUCUGAGUGAAUUACAGUACUUGAAUGUAUAGGAUAUAUUGAUAAAAUGAAGCUGCAGAUGUGGUCAUUAGUUAAUCAGUGAUCAUCACACCAACUAAACAAAAGAGAAAUGCAGCUAAACAUUGUUCUUAAUGAUUUUAAA
Messenger RNA from Megalops cyprinoides (Indo-Pacific tarpon), 846 nucleotides. RefSeq names its product histidine triad nucleotide binding protein 3 (gene hint3). The transcript has 5 exons. Gene Ontology annotation, molecular function: catalytic activity. Bases 81 to 581 code for a protein of 166 amino acids. NCBI's taxonomy places the organism in Eukaryota, Metazoa, Chordata, Actinopteri, Elopiformes, Megalopidae. The record is from RefSeq and is a predicted model, not a curated record.